Messenger RNA from Dovyalis caffra, 1137 nucleotides. The record is from the annotation of a GenBank genome assembly. Lineage: Eukaryota; Viridiplantae; Streptophyta; Magnoliopsida; Malpighiales; Salicaceae.
AUGGAUGCCGCUAAAACAACUCAACUCAGACACUUUAUUGAUCAGUGCAAGACUGACCCUUCUAUUCUCCACUCCCCAUCUCUUGCUUUCUUCAAAACUUAUCUUCAAAGCCUAGGUGCUCGAGUUCCUCCAGAGACAAAAUCGGAGAAAGGUGAUAUUGACAUGUCUGACCCUGGGGAAUACUCUGAUUCGAAAAGGCCAAUUGAAGAGGAUGAUGAGAUUGUCGAGUCUGAUAUUGACUUGGAUAAUACUGAUGUUGUGGGACCUGAUAAUGAUCCUCCAUCAAAGAUGGGGGACCCUGCAGUUGAAGUUACAGAAGAAAAGCGGGAUGCUGCUCAAACCGAAAAAUCAAAAGCUAUAGAUGCAAUAUCUGAAGGUAAGCUGGAUGAAGCCAUAGAUCAUUUAACAGAAGCCAUCAUGUUGAAUCCAACUUCGGCUAUAUUGUAUGCCACACGAGCUAGUGUCUUUGUUAAACUGAAGAAACCUAAUGCUGCAAUUCGUGAUGCUGAUGCUGCUCUGGUGAUCAAUCCAGACUCUGCAAAAGGAUAUAAAGUACGAGGUAUGGCCAGAGCCAUGCUGGGCCAAUGGGAACAGGCAGCAAGAGACCUUCAUGUGGCAUCGAAGUUGGAUUAUGAUGAUGAGAUUGGUUCAGUGCUGAAAAAGGUUGAACCUAAUGCGCACAAAAUUGAAGAGCAUCAUAGAAAAUAUAAACGCCUGCGACAAGAAAGGGAGCUAAAGAAAGCUGAGCGUGAGAAAAAACAACGCGCUGAAGCUCAAGAAAAAGAAGCCUUAUCUGCUCUGAAGGAAGGGCAAGUUAUAGGCAUUCAUUCUACCAAGGAACUAGAUCCCAAAUUGAAUGCUGCGUCAAAAACUUCCCGCCUUGCAAUCCUGUACUUCACAGCAUCGUGGUGUGGACCAUGUCGUAUGGUUGCUCCCAUUUUCACAAGCUUAGCUACAAAGUAUCCGAAAGUUGUUUUCUUGAAAGUUGACAUAGAUGAGGCAAGAGAUGUGGCUGCACGCUGGAAUAUCAGCAGUGUUCCUACCUUCUACUUCAUAAAGAAUGGCAAGGAGAUUGACAAGGUUGUGGGGGCAGAUAAAAAUGGACUGGAAAGGAAGGUUGAACAGCAUGCAUGCUAG